UCAGAAGGAAUCCACCCUGCAUCUUGUUUUGAGACUUCGCGGAGGUAUGCAGAUUUUCGUCAAAACCUUGACAGGAAAGACCAUCACGUUGGAAGUUGAGGCGUCUGACACGAUCGAGAACGUCAAAGCCAAAAUUCAGGAUAAGGAAGGAAUCCCCCCAGAUCAGCAGAGAUUGAUCUUUGCCGGUAAACAGCUCGAGGACGGCCGCACGCUUUCUGAUUACAACAUUCAGAAAGAAUCCACGUUGCAUUUGGUAUUGAGACUUCGUGGUGGUAUGCAGAUUUUCGUCAAGACGCUCACGGGUAAAACCAUCACACUGGAGGUUGAGGCUUCGGACACGAUCGAAAAUGUCAAAGCCAAAAUUCAGGACAAAGAAGGUAUCCCCCCAGAUCAGCAGAGAUUGAUCUUCGCCGGUAAACAGCUCGAGGACGGC
Wasmannia auropunctata (little fire ant) is the source of this 433-nucleotide messenger RNA. RefSeq names its product polyubiquitin. NCBI's taxonomy places the organism in Eukaryota, Metazoa, Arthropoda, Insecta, Hymenoptera, Formicidae. The annotation marks the transcript as partial. Gene Ontology annotation, cellular component: nucleus; cytoplasm. The transcript has a single exon. Gene Ontology annotation, molecular function: ubiquitin protein ligase binding; protein tag activity. Gene Ontology annotation, biological process: modification-dependent protein catabolic process; protein ubiquitination. The record is from RefSeq and is a predicted model, not a curated record.